UCCCUAACCCCGCCCCGCGGGCCCCGGCCCGACCCCUCCCGGAAGCGCCGGCCGAGCAUCCCCACAUGGAGCGCGAGCCGAGCGCCUCCGGGGCGGCCCCCGCGGCGGCCGCGCUCCUCGCCUGGGGUGCAAAUAGCUACGGGCAACUUGGCCUUGGCCAUAAGGAAGAUGUACUUUUGCCCCAGCAACUGGAUGACUUCUGUAAACCUGAGUGUAUCAGGAGGAUCACGGGAGGAGGGGGCCACUCUGCUGUUGUCACAGAUGGAGGAAGCCUUUUUGUUUGUGGCUUGAACAAAGAUGGGCAACUGGGACUUGGUCACACAGAGGAUGUUCUGUAUUUUACCUCCUGCAGAUCCCUCCUUGGCUGUCCUAUCCAACAGGUGGCCUGUGGCUGGGAUUUUACCAUUAUUCUCACAGAAAGUGGUCAAGUUCUGUCAUGUGGAUCCAAUUCCUUUGGCCAGUUAGGAGUUCCUCAAGGCCCUCGAAGAUGUGUGGUUCCCCAGGCCAUUGAGCUCCUGAGAGAGAGGGUUGUUUGCGUUGCUGCUGGACUGAGGCAUGCUUUGGCUGCGACAGCAAGUGGCACUGUGUUCCAGUGGGGGACUGGUUUGGCAUCAUCUGGACGGCGGUUGUGCCCUGGGCAGACUCUCCCACCAUUUUUGACAGCAAAGGAACCAAGCAGAGUGACAGGCCUGGAGAAUUCUAAAGCAACCUGUGUUCUUGCUGGCUCAGAUCACUCCGCUUCAUUGACAGAUGCAGGAGAGCUGUAUGUUUGGGGAAGCAACAAGCAUGGGCAACUGGCUUCCUUGGCUGCUUUCCUUCCUAAGCCCCAGAAAAUAGAAGCACAUUGUUUUCAGAAUGAAAAGGUCACUUCUGUCUGGAGUGGGUGGACACACCUGGUUGCUCAGACAGAAACUGGCAAGGUGUUUACCUGGGGCCGGGCGGACUAUGGUCAACUAGGGCGGCAGUUGGAGUCUCAUGAAGACUGGAAAGCACGAAAUCAGGAUUCAUCCUUCCCCUGCUCAGGACCUCAGAAGAGCAUGCCUUCCUCUCUGCGUUGCUUAACAGGAGCAGCUGAGGUCUCUUGUGGCUCCGAGCAUAAUCUGGCAGUGAUUGAUGUGCUCUUUACACCCUGUCAUGUGCCUCCCAGGAGACUGAGCUCCAUGGCCUGUAUCAGCAGGCUCCCUUGCCUUCUGACUUCUAGUAGGAUUCGGCUAAUGAGAGGCACAGCAGGAGAUCUGAGGACUGGAGAAAGAUUGAUAAGAGCUGCAAAGGGAUCUCUUCUGGCUGCCAAGGUUUCCAGCCUCAGACUGUCCCCAAGAAGACAAAGAAGAAUGAGAGGGACGUGUUACUCUUGGGGCUGGAACGAGCAUGGCAUGUGCGGGGAUGGCUCCGAAGCCAACGUCUGGGCCCCGAAGCCCGUGGAGGCUCUGCGGUCGUCACGGGGACUCCUCGUGGGCUGUGGGGCUGGCCACUCCCUGGCCCUCUGCCAGCCGCCAGCCCGCCCUGAGUUGGACCAGCGCCCCAAGGCCACCAGCUCUUCCCCAGAUGCCACUGAGGACACUGAAUCUCAGGAAGCCACGGACAAAGAGAGAGAAAGUGGAAGGAAAGACAACCAGAAACUUCUACCCAAAGUCAAUCUGGCAGGUCCAGAAAUGGGGGGCUUGUAACAGAGGCCGUUUAAUAAAGUGACUUUUCCCACCCAAA
Canis lupus familiaris (dog) is the source of this 1704-nucleotide messenger RNA. It is a transcript of the gene SERGEF, whose product is annotated as secretion regulating guanine nucleotide exchange factor. The record is from RefSeq and is a predicted model, not a curated record. Bases 66 to 1667 code for a protein of 533 amino acids. NCBI's taxonomy places the organism in Eukaryota, Metazoa, Chordata, Mammalia, Carnivora, Canidae. The transcript is spliced from 13 exons.